Frieseomelitta varia is the source of this 2775-nucleotide messenger RNA. RefSeq lists its product as uncharacterized. Lineage: Eukaryota; Metazoa; Arthropoda; Insecta; Hymenoptera; Apidae. Bases 1 to 2775 code for a protein of 924 amino acids. The transcript is spliced from 10 exons. The record is from RefSeq and is a predicted model, not a curated record.
AUGAACGAACCGGUGGGGGGAAACGAAGACAAGUUUUUAGACAGUGAUACGAAUGAGGUGAUACAAGAUCCGGAGAAAUAUAUUCUGAAGAUGGGGAAUUUAGACGUGAUCCAUGACUUUUUUGACGAUAUUCAAUAUCUGGACGAAAAAAAAGAAAAAGUGUCUGACAGCGUGAAACCACUGUACGAAGAGUUGAAAAAGGUAUACGAUUGGAACGAGGACGAAAGUGGAAAAAGUAAACCACGAAUUAAAGGAGAUCAGAGAAUGUAUCACGAAUCCAAUGACAAACCGUGCACCACCGAACCGUCAAAAAAUCAAACUGAUCCUUCACAAGUUCACGAUGGUCCGACCGAAACAUCCGCUUCCAGCCCCAACUUACUGCCACUUUUGCUGGUUCACGCCGGAUCGGGGAAAUCCGAAAUUGGCGAGAGAAUUUACCAGAGCGUAUCAUCUGGCGAACGCGAGGGUCCCGCCACUGCUGCGAGCGCCAACGUUUCCCAAAGUAAUUAUUUCGCCCUUAAAAGCACGGACGAUAUGUUUAAAGGCGGGCCGGAGCAAGGCAACAGCACCGGGGAGAAAUUACGAGGACCUGCCCGCGCUAUCGAGACCGCCCGUGAAUGGCAAGCACAAAAGGUGAGCGGGGUGAGAAACGACGGGGCCAAAGGGAGAGACGGCGUGAGCUGGUCAUUAACGGACCGGGGGCAAUAUAUUGACACAGAUUCUCAGCGUUCUCCUUACCGGGAUCGUAAAUAUCCGGCGUUGCCGCAGGAACGCGUCCAAAAUAUAGAUCGCGAGAAACAGACGAUCGUUAGCUCGAGGGACCUGCACGAGUCUUUUGUCGAGCCGGUUGAAUGGUUCGACGAUUUCGACAAAGACGCGAGAGUCAGGCUGGCCAGAGGCUUGAAAACCGUCGAUACCGACGCGUUCGUCCCUCGUCCCGGAUCCGCCACCGCGAAAUACGAAAGAAGUUUGGUUAAUGGUACCAUCGAUAGGGCACGGGAAAUGGAAAAUGGGACGAGUUUAAAGACUGAAGAUUCGGCUGCUCUCGUUAGAUAUUCCCGCUCGUCGUUGGACACUCCGCUGUCCGGUGGCGACAGCAGGGCAAAAAGAGAAAUUGCGUCACCUUACGACACGUAUUACGAGGACGGUGGUCGAUACAAUCGCGAUUACGAGGAGACGGAGGACGACGACGUGGACGACGAACUUCAGUUUUUCAACUCGUACGAAGACGCGGACGAGGAGAAUCGGCUGUUGAACGAGGAAAAUCACGAACGGCACGAUUACUUGGAGGACAAUUACGACGACGGUUACGAGGAGAACGUAGAUUUAAAGAGGAAGGUGCCUGCCCGCGUCGGGAAGAAGCAUCGCAAGAAAGCGUCGAAGAAGAGGAAGAAAAAGGAGCGCGUUGGUAAAUCGAGUGAGAAUCACGAGAAACGGAGGCAUCGCAAGAAGCAUUCGAACGAUUCGAGGAGUCACAAGCGUGGGAAAAGCGCGUCGAAGAGCGGGAGUCGUCGCAACGUUAAAAAGAGCAAAGCCACGCAGAACGAAGGGGCAAGUCGUAGCGAGGAAGAAGUGGAUCGCGACGACGUGGAAGGAGAGGACACGACUAACUCGGACAACGACAGCCAGAGGGAGAAGUUCACUACGCUUCUGAUAACAACCGAUGACAUGGAGGACGAGUCGCAGAUGGACUCUGCUCUUCACGGCGAGCUCGCCGGCAAGAUCGUGCAACAGAUUUUCGAUCAGGUGGAGAAGAACGAGGAGCUGAAGGUGUCGUUAGGACCGGGUCUCUACCAGAAACACAAAACCAAAGACACCGCGGCAGCUGAGAAAUCUUAUCGCGAGACGCUCAACGACGACGACAUCAGGAACACGAAAGAGUUGCUGAAUAGAAUAAUGCUGCUUCUGAAUCGGCUGAUCUUCGACGAGGUGCAGAGAAAGACCUGCAUCUCCCUGCCAUCGGAUCUGAUCGAGUUCUUGAACUGGAUGUUGCAAGUGGACACGCAAGCGAUUUCAUUGGGACAACCGCCGGCGUUGCCAUUAAUGCACGAAGAAGAUCAAGACCAUUUUCACCGGGACAAGUUUCUCUUUCAAAGUUUCCCAAACGACAGAGUCGAGGCCGAGAUUAAUGAACUGUACGCGAAGAUCGAGUUGAUAAAAAGCCUGAUAAAGGAAUACAGUGCUCUAACGGACAAGGACAAAGCGAAGAUCGAAUCAAUUCAGGAGUAUCUGUCGAAGCAACUGGAUUUGCUGCUGGUGUACAUCGAAGCGAGAAAGGAAGCCGAGAAGAAAAGCAGGGGCACUCUUCAGUAUCAAAUAGGAAUGAGCAACGCGAGUAACGCGAGCUACUCGACCGAGCCGGAUAGUUUUUCGCCUUUAAUGAACGCGCUGCCGAACCUCCUGAACGAGCAACUUUUUCAAGAAAACGGCAUUGGCGUACCUCGCCGAGGACGGGAGAGGGUAACAAGAAGCGUGGACAAGCGUGCGAAGUAUAAUAAGACUCGAAGGAAGCGUAAGAAGCGCGGAAAGAAGCACGGCGAGCGUCACAAAGGCGCGAGUGCCAUUGAUCAGUCGCGACGCGAGGACAGCGAACGGCCGGCAACUCGCGAGAAACGCGAAUACCUGGACAAAGCCUUUUGGGAUUCUCUCGAUUCGGGAUACGAGGAGCCUUUAAUUUACCAUUCGAUGAACAUGAGCGUCGAGUCGAAUGCUAACGGCGAGACCGAGAUUAAGAAAGAGGAGAAGAAGCUGAAAGACGCGGGAGGCAAAAAGUAA